AUGACAUCAUUUGAGAUACAGGAGAACCUUAUAACUUAUGAUGAGGAUGGGAGUGUUAAGUUGCUACCUGGGUACAUGUCUGAUCCUACUGAUGAGGUUCUUGUGGAUUUUUACUUGAAGAGGAGGGUUUUUGCUCAAAUUCUUCCUGUUCAAAUAAUCCCCAGUUUUGAUGUUUUUCAGAUUGAGCCUUGGAGGCUUCCCGGAGAAGAUGGAAAGAUUUUUAAUGAGCGCAAGUACUUCUUCUACAACACCAUGGGACGUGACCUUGAAAGCCUUGAUAUGAGAGUUGCAGGGAGUGGCUUGUGGAAGGUGGUGGAGAAAGGCAAAGAUGUUCUUAUCCCCCAAAACAAUGAGGUGAUUGGGAAGAGAAACACCCUAAUUUUUUGGGAGGUUCAAGGAGCUUGUACCAGAAGGACUAAAUGGAUGAUGCAUGAGUUCCGUCUUGUGUUAUUAGCUAACCCAUCUAAGAUGGAAAAUUGGGCUGUGUAUCGCAUAUUUAAGAAGAAGGACGAAAAGAAGGUGAAAAACAUACAAGGGUCUUAUGAGGAGAGCUCCAACAAUAAUAGAAGUGUUAGGAUUUACAGAGGUCAUUGA
Lotus japonicus is the source of this 594-nucleotide messenger RNA. RefSeq names its product NAC domain-containing protein 83-like. The transcript is spliced from 3 exons. Gene Ontology annotation, biological process: regulation of DNA-templated transcription. Lineage: Eukaryota; Viridiplantae; Streptophyta; Magnoliopsida; Fabales; Fabaceae. Gene Ontology annotation, molecular function: DNA binding. The record is from RefSeq and is a predicted model, not a curated record. The coding region runs from base 1 to 594 and encodes 197 amino acids.